Messenger RNA from Neohortaea acidophila, 849 nucleotides. RefSeq names its product ClpP/crotonase-like domain-containing protein. Gene Ontology annotation, molecular function: enoyl-CoA hydratase activity. NCBI's taxonomy places the organism in Eukaryota, Fungi, Ascomycota, Dothideomycetes, Mycosphaerellales, Teratosphaeriaceae. Bases 1 to 849 code for a protein of 282 amino acids. Gene Ontology annotation, biological process: fatty acid beta-oxidation. The transcript is spliced from 2 exons. Gene Ontology annotation, cellular component: mitochondrion. The record is from RefSeq and is a predicted model, not a curated record.
AUGGGCCUCAAACCACCGCGGUGCUCGGGAUGCACCAUCUCAUUCCCCACCGACAACAUCAUGCUCGUCACCCUCAGCCGACCGAAGCAAAUGAACUCGGUCACGCACACCAUGAACUGGGAAAUCGAGGCCCUUUUCAACUGGUACGACAACGAGCCCUCCCUCCGAUGCGCCGUCAUCACCGGCGAGGGCCAAAAGGCUUUUUGCGCCGGCUCCGACCUCAUCGAGAUUGAGCAUUCGCAAAAGGCGACCAUCAACCAGAGCGACGUGAAAGAUGCUGAGCCAUGGCUGCAUCAGCAUCCGAACGGGGGGUUCGCUGGCAUCUCGCGACGGAAGGGCAAGAAGCCCUUCCUUGCUGCCGUGAAUGGAAUAGCUUUGGGAGGGGGGUUCGAAAUUGUUUUGAACGCCGAUGUUGUCAUUGCUUCUCCGAAAGCUCAAUUCGGCCUGCCCGAAGCUCAAGUCGGGGUGUACGCGUACGGAGGCGGUCUUCCUCGGCUCGUCCGAAAUGUGGGCAUGCAAGCUGCCAGCGACAUCGCCCUGACUGGCCGACGAAUAUCCGCGGAGGAAGCGCUCUCCAUGCACCUCAUCCAAGGCAUCUCCAAAACCCCGGAGUCCGUGGUGGAGGAGACGCUGGAAAAGGCUAAGCAGAUCGCGGCCAUUUCGCCCGACGGCAUCAUUGUCACUCGAGCGGCGCUGAGGGAAGCGUGGGAAACGGGCAGCGUGGAGCGUGCAUUCCAGCUGGUCCACGACACGUACUAUGAGAAACUGAUGAAGUCGGACAACUCGGUCGAAGGGCUGGCGGCGUUUCGAGAAAAGCGCAAGCCCAAGUGGAGGCCAGCGAAGCUGUGA